AUGAUUUUUAAAGUUUUAUUAUUAAUUCUUACUAUUGCUAAUUGCUGUACUUUAAAUUAAAUUCAAAAAAAAACAAGAAUUCUAAGAGGAAACUAUAAAGAUGUGCUUAACUUUCAAUAAAUUAAUUUAAUUAGUAGAUACAAUACUUAUUUUAAUGGUGGCCAGAUGAACUCUUAAUUAAAUCGAGAUGCUAUUUAUUAUGUGAAUAGUGCAAUUGGCUAUACAUAUUGUUCUCUUCAUAAUUCUAUUGAAAUAACAUUAUUUAAAAAUUAUGAACUCAACACUGUAGUUGUUGAAAUUUGGGAUCGUUUAGUUGAUGUACAUUAUGAUUUUGAAAUAUAUAUUUCAUUCUUAGAAUAGGAAAAAAAGAUUUAUGAAAAUGCAUCAUUUGCAGGAGUCAUUAAAAUUAGAUUUAAAGACCAAUUAGUAGAUAAAAUUAGAAUAUACAAUAGAGGAGGAUCUAAUUAUAAUGGAUUUCUAUCAAUUAUUAAAGCCUAAGCAUUCUAUCAUCGUUACAAUUGA
Molecule: messenger RNA, 522 nt
Organism: Paramecium primaurelia
Lineage: Eukaryota; Ciliophora; Oligohymenophorea; Peniculida; Parameciidae
Source: the annotation of a GenBank genome assembly